AUGUCGAAUGCUACUGAUUUUGCAGAUACACGUAUCAAUAUGGAUUGUCCUAAGAAGUCGUUCUUGUUGAUGAUCUCGUGCAUGGCACUCCUGCUCAACAACAACAACAACGAAGGCUUUGUAGACGCAGCGACAAACCUUGGCUUGAACUACGGUCUCCUCGGAGACAACCUCCCACCUCCGAAUGAAGUUAUCAACCUUUACAAAUCCAUAGGCAUCACAAACAUUCGGAUCUUCGACACGAACACGGACGUCCUCAACGCCUUGCGCGGAAACCGAGACAUUGGAGUCAUCGUAGGCGUUCAGAACCAAGACUUGGAGGCUCUUGCGGUCAGCGAAGAAGCUGUUAACACAUGGUUCGUGACUAACAUCGAACCUUACUUAGCUGACGUCAACAUUACGUUCAUUUCCGUUGGAAACGAAGUCAUCCCCUGGGAAAUCGGCUCUCACGUGCUAUCCGUCAUGCAAUCUCUCACCGACCUGGUCAAGACGAGGAGUCUCCCGAUCUUGAUCAGCACCACGGUGGCUAUGUACAACCUCGGCGCGUCAUAUCCACCAUCUGCCGGAGAAUUCACGACCCAAGCGCGUGAACAGCUCGUUCCCGUGCUGAAGUACUUGUCUCAAACGAGCACGCCUAUUCUCGUCACCAUAUAUCCUUACUUCGCAUACGCGUCUGAUCCUGCCAACAUUCUUCUUGACUAUGCCAUAUUCAACACCGAUGCGGUUGUGGUACAAGACGGGCCAUUAGGUUACUCAAACAUGUUCGAUGUGAUGUUUGAUGCCUUCUUGUGGGCAAUGGAGAGAGAGGGAGUGAAAGAUUUGCCCAUGGUGGUAGCGGAGACCGGAUGGCCUUCCGCCGGUAAAGGAAACGGAACAACGCCGGAGAUCGCGGCUAUGCACAACGGAAAUUUUGUGAAACAUGUUGUAAGCGGUAAAGGAACGCCAAAGAGACCAAACAGUAGCAUUACUGGGUUUCUGUUUGCGACGUUCAAUGAGAAUCUGAAGUCAGCUGGAACCGAACAGAACUAUGGGUUAUACGAUCCUACCAAUAUGAAGCCCAUCUACAAGUUGUUUUGA
Messenger RNA from Microthlaspi erraticum, 1077 nucleotides. The record is from the annotation of a GenBank genome assembly. Lineage: Eukaryota; Viridiplantae; Streptophyta; Magnoliopsida; Brassicales; Brassicaceae.